Messenger RNA from Orussus abietinus, 4903 nucleotides. RefSeq lists its product as uncharacterized. Lineage: Eukaryota; Metazoa; Arthropoda; Insecta; Hymenoptera; Orussidae. The coding region runs from base 762 to 2408 and encodes 548 amino acids. The record is from RefSeq and is a predicted model, not a curated record. The transcript is spliced from 6 exons.
CACUUCAACGGUCCCAGUAUGGCCCAGUCCGCUGCUUAGCUCGGCUGGAGUCAGACCGUUGCAGUGCGCGCGCAGGUGUCCGCGGUGCGUCGGAGUGCCGUGCCGAGUAGUGGCGAGUGGUGACGAAGAGUGCCGAACGCGGGGCGGCAAGGGUCGCGGGUCGCGCGACGUAUAAGCGCGGGUGUUCGGGGUGCGCGCGCACUCGGUCGCGGUCCCGCCGAGGGGUUGGUCGCGCGUCAGCACGUGGCGUCGCCAGUCGGGCCCGAGGGUGUGUGGUGCGCGGGUGCGCGUGUCGGUGCUUCGCCGCGUCGGCCAGCAAGCGCCACCUGGCGGCGGGGAGAGAGACAUGCCGCGCCGUGGCGGUUCGGGAACCGAGCCGAGCGCAGGAAUGUAGCACGAGGAGGGGGCUCGAGAGGCCCGGAGCUAUGCGGGCCCCGGCUCGAGGUGGAUCGUCGGUUCCCGUGGCGAGCAGUCCCGAGGUCGAGGUCCUUAGUCGGAGCAGAUCCUAGGCGGAGCCGCGGAGGCGCGGAGGGUCGUCCAGGGCGCCAUGCGCCGCAAGGCGGAGCUGGUGUGCACCAACUCCCUGAGCCCUGGACCCUGAAGAGACCCGGCUCGAAGCGAGGCGUCGAGGCGGUGAUUGGGUCGUCCCCGGGCGACCCGCCCGGGCGGAGCGAUGUGAAGGUGGGCCCGAGGACUCGCCGGGCCCUACGCGGAGACUUGCCGGGGACUUGCCUGGGACCAGUCGGAGACAGGACCCAGGGAUGCUGAAGCACAUUUCGACGGGGCAGCCGUCUUCGGGGGGCUCCAGCUCCAGGCACCACCACUACCCGGAGUACCAGGGGAGCGGGGUGGGCGGGCUGCACCACCAGCACCACGGGCUGCAGGAGCACCUCCACCAGCACUACCCCAGUCGGGGCCCGGUGCGGCCCGGCAGCGACGUCUACGACUCGGUGAUCCACUCGGGACCUAGGGGCCCCCCGGGUGCCCACCACCCCGCGACGACGACGCCGUCUUCGGGCCACCGACACCCCUUGACGCACUCUCAGCUGAGCGUCAACAACCUCUCGCAGCGACUCAACCACUCGCACGCCCUGAACCUGUCGACGUUGUCCACGUCGAAGCACUCGGUGAACAGCGUCAGCCCCGUGGCGGGGCCCGUCGCGACGGGCCCCGGCCACGUGCAGGCCCUGGACCGUUCCAAGGCCAACGGGGGCCUGGACAUCUCGAGACUCUCCAGGUUACCGAGCCAGGCGACUCCCUCGCCGGCGCCCCUGGCGGCUGCCGUCCUGGUCCCUGGGGCCGCCGGCCCGGGCCACCCCGUCCCGCCCACUCUCGACGCCUCCUGGUCGUGCACCCUCUCUAGGAGGGACCGCGCCCAGGAGGCAGGGGUCAGGGAGAUGCUCACCUCCCUGGGACUCCUGUGCCUGGUGUCUCUUCUCCUGGCUCUCCUAUCCCUCACCUUCCUCCUCAAGAUCUCCCCGCUCACCGUCACGCCUAGCAGCCUCAUCAGCCCCGAGGAGUACGCCAUCGUCUACGAGGUUACCCUGGCGUUGUGCGCCCUGGCGCUCUCCCUCAACCUCUGCUGUCUACUUGUCUGCGCCAUCCAGUUCCUCUUCACCGUCAAGCUCGUCAAGUCCUCCUAUCAGGGGCAUCGGACGAACAAAUACCUGCAGAAGUCGUCCAUCAGCCGAGUUUGCGCCGUCGGAGGGUUCUUCAUUAGCAUUCCGGUGUUCCUGACUGGUAUGAUACUGUACACCUUCAUCCAAUUUCAUUCGACGCCUGCCAUCGUGACAUCGGUCUUCAUCGGCUUGGGAAUCUUGUUCUGCGGUUGCGCCAUGGUCCACAAUGUCUUCGUGUGGCAAAGGGAGAAGACGAACGCGAUAAAGGAGCUGGCGCGCGAACAGUGCGAAGCAGCGGCGCAGCUUCAGCGGCAGCACCAGCAACUACAGCAGCUGCAGCAACAGCAGUCCCAGCAACCGAGGCCGAGCCUGUCGCUCCACCAUGGAGUCUGCGCCCCGAAGAUCGCGAUCGGUUCGUUGGUUCCCUCCUCUCACCCUAGCGCCGUGCCGUCCUCUGGCGGGCGUGGCGCGCAUUACCAUCACCAUGACCACCGCCACCACCGGCACGCGUCCCCAAUGUCAUCCCCUCUUCUUGUUUCGCCGGCAGCACCCCUAGUGGCGACCCACGGACACCAGGUCCACGCCGGUUCGCACCGGAACGUCGCUACGCCGACGACGCCGGCCGAAGGCACGCCCCCCAGUCCUGCCAACACCAGCAAGUUGAACAGGUCCCACUAUCUGCCGCGAGAGGCCACCGGCAGCGUCAGCCCCGGACUGCCGGCGGCGACCUUGGACCUGAGCAGUGCUGCCACCACCAACAGUCCCCACGAACUCUCAACCCUCGUUUAACCUCUUCCCCGUCGACUAGUCCCCUCGUCUCGCUAUGCUAUUUAUUAUGAUUGCGUAUCCGUCGUACUCGAAAUCCGGGAUUUAUCGGGUCCAAGCCUAGUAAUGCCCGGACCUGAUAAAUCCCGGAUUGAGGAGUACGACGGAGACGUAGACAAUGAUUUCACUCUGCCGUUGAAGCCGUUAAGGGGAUGCGAAAGUGGCAUCCGAGAGAUCAAUCGAUUUUUAAACGAUUCAAGUUUUGUGAGUGUCGGAACCUUCUUCGCUGCCUUCAUAUUCACGUGGUGAUGUUUGAAACGAUUCGGUACAACCUGUUCGGAGGGAAGUUUCAUAGACGAGAGGCCUGUGUCGCCACUUCCGCAUCACCUUAAGGUGUAGUGAAACACGUCGGGAAAUUUCGUUGUUUCGUUUAAUUGAUGUCGGUGAUUCCUAUCGUGCAUUCGGACUCUUGCCAUAAUCUAGUAUUGAUGCGAGUUAAGAAAAAGUAUUCGGCGAUGAAAGGAGAGGAACGAGGAGAGUCGCGACCGUCGCGGUCUCGUUGGAUCAUGUCGUAUAUAUAUUUAUUUAUUAAUCGAAGAGAUGAAUUACGGGAUGGCGACUCGUGUCUUGCCUUGUUAUUUAAACGAUAAGAGUCAAGUGUUCUUGAGAGACUUUGUACGAUUUUAAGCGAGACACAUAGUUUCUCUCUUUUUUUUUUUCUCGUUUAGGACGGUAAUUUAGAGCGUAGAGUUACAAUUAGGCCUAAGAGAGAUUAAGUUUAACUGCAAAUCUAAUAUAAAUAGAAAUGUUUUAUACUGAGGUGCGCAGUCGAUUGCGCGCUUCGUACACGUUGCGUACUUAGAGAGAGUGAGUGAGUGUGUUUGUGUGUGGUGAAAGAGUGAGAGAGAAAAGUGGGUGAGAUUGUCGAGAAAAGAAAGAGGAGGCUCGAUUUAUUAUGUUCCUUAAGGUUGACAAGGAACGAGAACAAAAUCCAUGUACAAAGAAGGCUAUUGAUAAGAUUAGAGUGGGAUUGAUGUCCCUCGACAGUUGCUUUGAACCCUUUUCUUUUUUUUUUCUUUUUUUUUCCAAGUAACGCGGAGACACGUCGCUGAAACGUUUUUAACGGGAGAUUAAAUCCGUUUGUUAGUGCCUUAGAAUGUUUAGAGGGUGAGCAAAAACCUCACGAAAUGAGAAUCUCUCUUUUUUUUUUAUUAUCAUUAAUAUUAGUAAGAUCAACAAGAUCUUUUUACGAUCGCAUUGAGAUUCGGUUUUUGGCUAAAAUUUCAUACGGGGGAGAUAUGGAGAUGUCGGUGUAAAGUGAAUGUCGAUUUUUGGUCCAGAUUUUUAUAUAUGUAUAUCUCUAGUAUCUACUUAUAGGAACGAGAAACCCACAGACUGAUAUCAGCAGCCUAUAGCCUUUUAUAGAGGGUGACUCAGAAUUUCCAUACUCUGCGAAAGAUCACAACGGAUAUGAGUUUUAACAUGCCGAAUAUAUCCUGAUCGAGAUUCUAAUUGGAGGUCGAAAUAGGAGUCAAAGUAAGAGAGAUCAAUUAAUAGUACACGCGAUACUUUGCGUAACAAAGCAUGGUUUGAGCGGCUUUUUGCACAGCACUGUAGUACAGUUGGAUUAAGAUAAUGAUACAGUUCGCAUACUAUUAUUGCUCUAAAAAUGCAACGUACCCUGAACUAAAAUAAUAGUACGGUUGCCAAAACUGGCUCCGUCACAGGAAGGUCAAUUUUAGGUACCAAGGCAGUCGCGAAAAGACGUGUAAAUCAUGCUUGCGUUACAUAAAACAAUAAAAAUAGACAGACUAGGUCAAUCGACCUGGAAGUGGAACUCUGAAUCGCCCUGUAUAGACGCGAUGCUCCGCGGACUUUUAUACGUGUCUUUGGGACGUUUGUAUCUAACGAAUCUUUUCCAGAUUUCUACGAGGAGUGCGAAGUAAAGCAAGGAGAGAGAAAGAGAGAGGAGAUUCUACCCUGUGUAAAUAGUUCUUAUUUAUUAACGCGACCAGCAGGGCAACGAGAAAUGUUGCAGAGCUGCGACGCCCUGUACAGUAAAUUCCUCUAGCUGAUAAAACAGUUUACCUAUAUCCGCGGAGAUGGAACGUGCAAACGAUAUCCAAAGAACGUCCGACGUCCAUGCUCGACCGGGUGCACUCGAGAUUUCUUUUUUUUUUUCUAUCGUUUCCUCUUUUUCUUUUAUUUUUUUGUUCCUUACAUCUCCUUUGUCCGUAAGCAUCCAUUGCACUCGUAGAUUGUUCGACAUAACCUAAACGUGAAAGUGCGUCACUUGACAUUAACCGGCGUUCUGUCGUACUACAAUCCCUCGUUAUCGAAGGUAUUUUGUUUCCAAGAUAGGAUAGUCUAUAUAAAUGAAAAGAAAUUAAAAGCUGAGGAAAGCUAGUUCGACAACGAGGGAUGCCAUUGUACAACUCAAAGCGGCCUUUGACAGUUAAAUUUAAGGAUAAACUUUUUAUUGUUAAGAGACCGUAACAAUAAAGAGAUGUGAAAUUAAA